Messenger RNA from Cuscuta campestris, 2695 nucleotides. The record is from the annotation of a GenBank genome assembly. Lineage: Eukaryota; Viridiplantae; Streptophyta; Magnoliopsida; Solanales; Convolvulaceae.
UUUAAAACCAAUUUAAACUUUAAUAUAAGUGAUAAUUUCAAAUAUUAAAUUCAGAGUAUUGCUGAAACAAUGCGGAAGCUUAAGUAUAAAACAUAAUCAAAUUGUUUUACAUUUUUCUGGGUUCUCGCCCGAAAAGGUAUUUAUUUAAUUAAAACAUCAUAAAUGUGGUCCACCAGUCCGUACAUCUCGUCACUCUCAUUGACCUCCGGGAUGGGCUCCAUGAUCAGUAUUGUUACCUGCGUGUAGCAAGUAAAACAAACUACACGCUCAGCGUCAGCUGAGGAAUACGCUAAUACAACAAUUCCAAGUUGAAUAGCAAGUAGACAUAUAAUUAUCAUGAUAUGACAUAAUAUAGCAUGUAUGCUCAAAUGAUGAUUGUGAUACGUAAUAAAUGUCAUACAUAGUCAUAAUGAUUGCAUUUGCUUGAUGAUGAAUUCAUGCUGUAUGAUUCUAGGUCACAAGGACAAGCCUUGAACUAUGAGAUUCGCCCAUUUUGUACGACGAACUCACGCAAAAAUAGGGGUGGGUGAGAUCGAAAUGGGAACCUCGACCCAAUCCAAGCCCCAACACGUCUCACCUAACCAACAAAAACGACUGGGUAGCAGAGGGCUACCUGGCUGGCUGGCUUUUAUAUAUAUACUACACAUAUGUUGUUGCCCAUUAUAUAUUAUCCCAUACCCCAUUAUAUAUAUUUACUAUACGUACUUACAUGCUCCUAGAUUUUAUUCUUAUUGCAUUGCUGCUAUAAGACACAUCAUAUAUAAAGAGUACAAAUUUAAAUAUAAAAAAACAUAGUAUGCAAGUAUGGCGGCGUGUUUUUGGUCUCGGAUCGUGCUUUUCAUCGUCGUCGUCCUCCCUCCCUGCCUGUUUCCGGCAAUUGUUGAAUGCCGGGUUCGACACUAUAAGUUUGAUGUGGUGAUGAAGAACAUGACUCGUUUGUGUUCAUCGAAAUCCGUCGUCACGGUCAACGGAGAGUUCCCCGGGCCCACCAUCUACGCUAGGGAAGACGACACCGUGCUUAUCAGGGUCGUCAAUCAUGUCAAAUACAACAUCUCUAUUCACUGGCAUGGGCGAACAGGUUGGGCAGACGGGCCGGCGUACAUAACGCAGUGCCCGAUCAGACCGGGGCACAGCUAUGUGUACAACUUCACCGUGACAGGGCAAAGGGGCACACUAUUUUGGCACGCACAUGUGCUGUGGCUAAGGUCAACGGUCCAUGGCGCAUUGGUCAUACUGCCUAAGCUGGGCGUCUCUUACCCUUUCCCUAAACCGGACCACGAAACGGUUCUAUUGUUGGCUGAGUGGUGGAAAUCUGAUACUGAGGCUGUGAUCAAUGAAGCACUGAAAUCAGGGUUAGCUCCCAAUGUUUCCGAUGCCCAUACUAUCAAUGGUCAUCCUGGACCUGUCUCAAAUUGCCCAGCACAAGUUGGAUAUAAGCUAAGCGUUGAAGCUGGGAAGAGCUACUUGCUAAGGAUAAUCAACGCUGCCCUCAAUGAAGAGCUCUUUCUCAAGAUUGCAGGCCACCUGCUGACCGUUGUGGAGGUGGAUGCCUCCUACGUUAAGCCCUUCAAAACCGACACCGUCAUGGUUGCCCCCGGGCAGACCGCCAACGUCAUCCUCACCGCCGACAAGCGCUCUGGCCAGUACAUGGUGGCCGCCUCCACCUUCAUGGACGCUCCCAUCGCCAUCGACAACCAGACCGCCAUCGCGACCAUCCACUACGCCGGCACCCUCACCGCCGGCCCCACAACCCGCACUUCCACGCCCCCGAAAAACGCCACCGCAGUGGCGAACCGUUUCGUUGAUGCUCUGAGGAGCAUCAACUCCGAGGAGUUCCCUGCGAACGUCCCGCGGACGAUCGACCAUUCUCUCCUCUUCACGGUCGGUCUCGGGAUCAACCCGUGCCCGUCCUGCACGCCCGCAAACGGGACCCGUGUCGUCGCGUCCAUCAACAACGUCACGUUCGUCAUGCCGACCACGGCGCUUCUGCAGGCACACUUCUACGGGAUAAACGGAGUGUUUACCGCGGAUUUCCCGGGGAAUCCGCCGGUCGCUUUCAACUACACCGGUGCUGGCCCGGCAAACCUCCAGACUUCGAAGGGGACGAGGGUUUACAGGCUGGGGUACAAUGAGACAGUUCAACUGGUUUUACAGGACACCGGGAUUAUUGUGCCGGAAAACCACCCGGUGCACUUGCACGGAUUCAACUUCUUCGUCGUUGGGAAAGGAUUGGGGAAUUUCAACCCCAAGAGGGAUCCUAAGAAGUUCAAUCUCGUCGAUCCCGUAGAGAGGAACACCAUCGGAGUUCCGGCCGGCGGUUGGGUUGCCAUUAGAUUUCGUGCUGACAAUCCAGGAGUGUGGUUCAUGCACUGCCACUUAGAGGUGCACACGACAUGGGGAUUAAAGAUGGCAUUCCUAGUGGACAAUGGAAAGGGUCCUGACCACAGCAUUCUGCCACCACCUAACGAUCUGCCCUUAUGUUAAUAAAACAGCAACCCGACCCGGUUCACAUAGUUAAUUUGUAUAGCAGGAUCGAGCUGGGGAGACAACUUACGUUUGGGCAGAUGCACAAAACAUAUUACUCCUAAUAAUAAUAAAAGUGGGCAAUGGAGAUGGCGUUUGGUUUUUGUUCGAGUGAAGGAAAUGUUGAUUUGCUCAAGCAAAUUCAAAGUAUUUGUAAACUAGCAUAUUCUAA